AAAGUGCUUCGUGGUUUUGAGCGACGUGCAGAGAGGUUUCCUCUGGGCUGCUGGUGAGACAGGAAGCCGAGUGCGGUUAGCAGAGCGGAACAACAGAGGGGAAGCUACUUUGCCUUUUUGGGUAGGCUGCUGCACUUCCUGUGGUCCCACUGAAGGACAAAAGUGAAACUUAAGGGAAUUGAUGGACCAAUCGGAAAAACACUGAUGGCAAACCUCCACCAGAGAUGUUUCAUGUGGUCAGUGUGAACCUCCAGAAGAUCACAUGGACACCACAACGUCAGUCCUAAGUGUGGAUGGUGAAAGCGGAGGGAGACCAGGUGAAGCGAGACUGUCAUGGCCGGUUUUCCUGCUGACCCUGGCGGUUGUCACCUCCUCCUCACUGUCGGCCUUGUCUCUGUACCAGCUGGUGGCUCUGAGAGCGGAGGUCGAGGGACUCAAAUCAGACAGACGGGAAGAGAGACAAGAGGUCAGGGUCAGAGGGCAGAGUGUGGAGCAAAUGGUGAGCAGGAGGAGCGGCAGCCAAGAACUCCUGCACCAGCAGGAGCUGGCACAUGGCGCCAGCCUGGUGAGGAAGAAGAGAAUGGACUCUGGACCGGAAACGUUAGUGACCCAGUCUUGCCUGCAGUUUUUGGCAAACAGCAGCAGGAAAACCUUCACGAAAGAUUUUGACCUGGUCCCGCACACGGGCAUCCCCUGGCACGCGGGUCUGAAGAGAGGCACCGCGCUGGAUGCAGACGGAGACAGCAUGUUAGUCAGAGAGGACGGCUUCUACUUCGUGUACAGCCAGGUCUAUUACAUGGACAGGACCUUUGUAAUGGGUCACGUGGUGAUCAGGAGGAAGAGGAACGUGGUGGGAGACGAACCUCAGUGUGUGACCCUGUUCCGCUGUGUCCAGAACAUGAGCCGUGACACCCCUUACAACACCUGCUACACAGGAGGUAUUGUAAAGCUGGACGUCGGCGACUAUUUGGAGCUGUUGAUCCCUCGCUCCACAGCCAAUGUGUCCCUGAAUGGAGACUCCACCUUCCUGGGUGCUUUUAAACUUGCGUGAAGUUUAUCACCUUAUUUUGGACCCAAGGGACACAGUUGUGGUGGGAAAGUGGUAUACUGGAAUAAAAGGGGGAGCAACAAGGCACAUUAUUGAGUUUGUAUGAAAAAUGAAAGAUGUAAAAAAGACAAAAUGCAUGACUCUGAGCUUGUUUGGUAUCAAAAUGCAUUCCCUUUAGAGCUACUGAUGUUAUCAUAGGAUCUGA
Thalassophryne amazonica is the source of this 1253-nucleotide messenger RNA. It is a transcript of the gene tnfsf13b, whose product is annotated as TNF superfamily member 13b. Bases 263 to 1051 code for a protein of 262 amino acids. The transcript has 6 exons. NCBI's taxonomy places the organism in Eukaryota, Metazoa, Chordata, Actinopteri, Batrachoidiformes, Batrachoididae. Gene Ontology annotation, biological process: immune response. Gene Ontology annotation, molecular function: tumor necrosis factor receptor binding; receptor ligand activity. Gene Ontology annotation, cellular component: membrane. The record is from RefSeq and is a predicted model, not a curated record.